AUGACUACUGUUCAAGUUGUCAACGUCUCUUUGCCCGCCCUUUCUGAGGGCUGGUCCGCCGAGAAGGACUUCAAGGCCGUUGGCACUCUCUCUGCUGCUACCCAGAGGAACUUGGAGCCUGUUGGCCCUCACUUCUUGGCCCACGCUCGUAGAAAGCGUCACCACCGCACUUUCUCUGAGGAUGAGAGAAUUCAGGCCCAGCAGAAUGUCAAGAAGACUGAAGAGGAGGAAGAUGACGAAAUCUCCGAGGACGAAGACCCCAUGAUGCUGUCUCGGGACGCUAAGGACUGGAAGAACCAAGAUCACUACGCCGUCCUUGGUAUUACCAAGUACCGUUGGCGCGCCACCCCCGAGCAGAUCAAGCGUGCCCACCGCAAGAAGGUUCUCCGCCACCACCCCGACAAGAAGGCCGCCCUGGGUGACCGUGACGAGAACGACAGUUUCUUCAAGUGUAUCCAGAAGGCCCACGAAAUUCUCUCGGACCCCGUCAAGCGUCGUCAGUUUGACUCCGUCGAUGAAGCUGCUGACGUUGAGCCUCCCACCAAGAAGGAGGCUGCCAAAGGUAACUUCUACAAGCUGUGGAACCGUGUCUUCGAGUCCGAGGGUCGUUUCUCCAAGAUCCAGCCCGUUCCCAAGCUGGGUGAUGACAACAGCACCUUCGAGGAGGUCGACAACUUUUACAACUUCUGGUAUAACUUCGACAGCUGGCGUACAUUUGAAUACCUCGACGAGGAUGUGCCCGAUGAUGGCGAAAGCCGUGACCAGAAGCGUCAAACCGAGAAGAAGAACGCCAACGCUCGCCGCAAGCGUAAGGUUGAGGACACUGCUCGUCUCCGUAAGCUCGUAGACGACUGUGCUGCUCAGGAUGAGCGUAUUAAGAAGUUCCGUAAGGCUGCUCGUGCCGACAAGGACAAGAAGCGUCUCGAGAAGGAAGCCGAGGCUAAGCGUCUGGCUGAGGAGAAGGAGAAGGCUCGUCUGGAAGAGGAGCAGCGCAAGAAGGAUGCUGAGGAGGCCGCCAAGGCUGAACGUGAGAAGAACAAGAAGGCCAAGGAGGCCGCUAAGAACGCUACCAAGAAGAACAAGCGUGUUGUUAAGGGCUCCGUCAAGGAGGUCAACUACUUCGCUGAUGGCGAGGCUUCUGCUUCUCAGGUCGACUCCGUCCUGACCGACGUUGAGCUUAUCAUGAGCAAGAUUGAUGCCGAGGAGCUUGCCGGUCUGGCUGAGCGUCUUACUGCUGCUGGCAAGGAUGCUGCUGCCGUCAAGAACGUUUACGCUGAGGAGUCCAAGAGGCUGGUUGGUGCCGGUAAGCUCAAGGAGGGCGAGACCAAGAACUUCUAG
Messenger RNA from Aspergillus oryzae RIB40, 1338 nucleotides. RefSeq names its product putative ribosome associated DnaJ chaperone Zuotin. The coding region runs from base 1 to 1338 and encodes 445 amino acids. Gene Ontology annotation, molecular function: Hsp70 protein binding; ribosome binding. Gene Ontology annotation, biological process: regulation of translational fidelity; 'de novo' cotranslational protein folding. The record is from RefSeq and is a predicted model, not a curated record. The transcript has 3 exons. NCBI's taxonomy places the organism in Eukaryota, Fungi, Ascomycota, Eurotiomycetes, Eurotiales, Aspergillaceae. Gene Ontology annotation, cellular component: cytosol.